This is a messenger RNA of Papaver somniferum (opium poppy), 1603 nucleotides long. Its product is annotated as tRNA-specific adenosine deaminase TAD3-like. The transcript has 8 exons. Bases 67 to 1332 code for a protein of 421 amino acids. The record is from RefSeq and is a predicted model, not a curated record. Gene Ontology annotation, cellular component: nucleus; cytoplasm. Lineage: Eukaryota; Viridiplantae; Streptophyta; Magnoliopsida; Ranunculales; Papaveraceae. Gene Ontology annotation, molecular function: tRNA-specific adenosine-34 deaminase activity.
GGCACCUGUGCAGUAAAAUGAUUUUUUAAACUACAGAGUACGACUUCGUAGUUCCAAAAUAUUGCGAUGAAGAAGUGGGAAAUCCUUCACAUCCCAGACAAGAUUCCGUUUAAACUUGAUGAACAACCCACGAUCGACGUCUUUGCUUCAGUUAUAGAGCCAAAGCUUACCGAUACUCUUGUAAGGAAGUUAAAUAAAGUUGCACCAAUGGAGAUUUAUCGACAUAUUAAGAGGGUGUGGAAGAAGAAAUCCGCGGAAGGAGGGGAUUUUCAGUUAAUACUGAUUUUAUGUCUUGUUGGUGAGAAUAGGAAUGAGUUGGAGAGUAUACCUGAUGAUGUACUUGAGUUGAUAAAUGCCCACCAGUUGAAUCCAUAUAUUACAAAGGUCCAUAGGUAUGCCGCGAUAUCAAAAGAAGAAUGGAGAGAACAAUGCAGACUUUGGCCAACAUCUUAUCAUCCGCCAACCUACAAUAUUGAGGGCAUUACAGGAUUUAAUGAGGAGGAUUCAGAAUCAAUAUUCCACUUCAUGAAGAUGGCUCUUGAACUAGCGAAAGUGGGCCAUUGCACCGAUGAGGUAGUCAAUGCAGCAGUUAUAGUAGAUCCUUCAACUAGGCAGGUGAUUGUUAGGGGCAAUGAUCAAACAUGUCAGCCAAGUACAUCCACAGUGAGUAAUACCAGCUUCGAAUGUGGUUCCGUUGAACAAAAGGGUUUUGCUACUUCCCAUCAAUCCGAUGCAGAUGCUGUAGCAAUCAAGGAGACUCUGUUUUCCAUCUCCAGUUUUGCAGUUGCUGAAAAUAAAGAAUCAUAUACUGGCGUUUCUUGUCUAUAUCCUUGGAAUUGGACUGAGCAAAACUCUAUUGCUGGAAACACAUAUUCCUGGCAUCCUCUGCAGCAUGCAGCUCUUGUUGCCAUUGAACAUGCUUCCUCUAGGGAUAGGCGCCUAUUUCCUGGGCCGGUGGAUCCUGAAGAUCAAUCUAUCAAUCAAGUGGAUCACACAAUCUCUUCUCCCAAUAGCUCACCAGCCAAAAGACAGAAAUUUGAUUUGACAAAAGAUGUCAAGGUUCUGAAAGCUUGCUCUAAUGGUGAUUCUCAUUCUGAAAGGGGUGAAAGGCCUUACUUGUGCACUGGUUGUGACAUUUUUGUCGCUUGGGAGCCCUGUACGAUGUGUGCAAUGGCACUUGUUCAUCAAAGAAUUCGGCGAAUAUUUUAUGCUUUUCCGAACCCUAACUGUGGUGCACUAGGCAGUGUUUACAGACUACAAGGAGAGAAAAGCUUGAAUCAUCACUAUGCUGUUUUUAGGGUUCUAUUACCGGAGGAAUCCUUGGAAACAUGACAUGGAAACCACAUCUCGAUGAUGUCCAACAAAUGUUAAUCUAAUGUUGUUCUACCAUACAGUUUUUCCAAACGAAGGAUGGUAAAGCUGAAGUUUAUUGGAACACCCUUAUGUCUGCAAGUGAAGGUUUUGAUAGAGAGGUGCUUGGAACUUGCCAUUAUUUAUUUUUCUUUGUUUUGAUGUAAACUUAUGUUGUGUUGUGCUAUUAUAUAAACAUCAAUGUUCAUAGUUUUUCAGAAUACACCGUUGUAACUGUGACCGUUAAUGCUUA